CCUCUGUUUCACGAAUACCCGACUGAUCCGCAAACCUAUGGUAUAGACGAGCAGUUUAUGUGGGGAUCAGUUGUACUCUUUUCGCCGUUUCUGUUUGAAAAUCAAACCGAAGUGAAUGCAUACCUUCCCGACGAUGUCUGGUAUGAGCCGACAGAAGACUUUGCAAAAUUGUAUCCCAAUAGAGGACACGUAAAACUACCCGAUUCUCGACUUUUCCCGCCUUUCCAUCUGAGGGGAGGAUAUAUUUUGCCCAUCGGUUGUGAUAAAGCAAUCAAUACACAGAUGUUGAGAGAAAAACCUAUUAAUUUAGAGGUCUAUCCGAAGAAUAAGAGUGCAAAGGGAGACAUGUAUUGGGACGACGGCGACUCUCUCAACACUAUUGAAACAAAUCAUUAUAAUUUCUAUGAAUUUGAAUUGUUGUCCAACUGUUCCCUUCAUAUUGUGGUCAAAACCAAAGGUUAUAAUUCAGAGAAACCGCAGAUAAUUGAAAAGGUUUUGAUUGCAAACACUUUUAAUGCAAAGAUUAACGCUUUAGUCGAUGGAAAACCCGUUGAAAGUGUUGUAUUAAAAGACGAUUCGACCAGAAUUUCAGUAAAUAUUGAUUUGAAUUCCGGAAAAGUGGGACAGAAAUGGGUUAUCGAUUGGAAAACGGCUGACAAUACAUGUAAUUUGAAAUAA
Molecule: messenger RNA, 678 nt
Organism: Medioppia subpectinata
Lineage: Eukaryota; Metazoa; Arthropoda; Arachnida; Sarcoptiformes; Oppiidae
Source: the annotation of a GenBank genome assembly